This is a messenger RNA of Lates calcarifer (barramundi perch), 880 nucleotides long. RefSeq names its product transmembrane immune signaling adaptor TYROBP (gene tyrobp). Gene Ontology annotation, cellular component: cell surface. Bases 241 to 567 code for a protein of 108 amino acids. The record is from RefSeq and is a predicted model, not a curated record. The transcript has 5 exons. Lineage: Eukaryota; Metazoa; Chordata; Actinopteri; Centropomidae. Gene Ontology annotation, biological process: positive regulation of microglial cell mediated cytotoxicity; positive regulation of natural killer cell activation; neutrophil activation involved in immune response. Gene Ontology annotation, molecular function: signaling receptor binding.
CCAGCUUCCUCUUUACUUGUGGACUCCAUACUGCUCCUCCCACAUGCUGACAAACCCUCACACCACUGACAGUGUUGCCUGUGGAUAACUCUUCAUCUGUGAGCCUUCGGACCUCUGGCUUCCAACAUCUUGUUUACGUAUGCACGGCAGCACAAGCAUCUUGAAAAGAUCAGAAGGACCGGUGGCCAUCAGCCUCUGUCUCUCUUAUUUCCUCCUUGACCAGAAAUCAACACAGAGAGGAUGCCUGACGCUCUUUGUAUUGUGGGUUCGUUGUUUGGAUCUGCAGAAGGACAGCAAGACUGCAGUUCCUGUUACCUGAUAAACAUGGGAUCUGUACUGGCCAUUAUUGCCUCUGAUAUUAUCCUGACUGUCUUUAUUGCUAUUUCUGUGUUCUGCUUUGCCACUCACUACAAAAGAAGGAGAGAAUGGGAUUCUCAUGAUGGCAGAAGAAACUCACCAUCAUCAGUAUCAAAGAAAAUGGCAGCAGAGGUCACAGAAUCUCCCUACCAGGAGUUACACGGAGUCCAGUCAGAUGUGUACAGUGAGCUUCGGCACUUUAGGAAAUGAAAGAGCAGACCUAUAAAAAUCUCACAUCUGUAAUUAUUUUCACAAGUUAUAACCACAGUACCACACCUACUCUACACACAUCUUGUUUUUCCACUUACACUUCUGCAGCAUUAUAAGUAAUAACAUGCAGUAUAUACAGUAUGUGUAUGUAACUGAUUUAUAUUUUAUUCAGUGAGUACUGUGUUGUGCUGGAUAUGAUGCCUACUGCAUCACAUUUAUGUUUUGUUUUUUUGUAAAAUCUUAAGCUAAAAUAUGUGUUUGUAUUGAACUAAUUAUAGAUUAAACUACAUUUUAAAACCAAGGAAAUGAAAAA